Helobdella robusta is the source of this 303-nucleotide messenger RNA. RefSeq lists its product as hypothetical. The record is from RefSeq and is a predicted model, not a curated record. Gene Ontology annotation, cellular component: mitochondrion. The coding region runs from base 1 to 303 and encodes 100 amino acids. NCBI's taxonomy places the organism in Eukaryota, Metazoa, Annelida, Clitellata, Rhynchobdellida, Glossiphoniidae. The transcript has 2 exons.
AUGGGGGCUGCUACCUCAAAUGCAUUCUGGUUGUCUCCAGAUAUUCGUCCGGAUUAUCAGAAAGAUCCCAUCUUUGAUCCCCAGUACGGUUUCGACAAACCUCGCGUUCCUAGAAAAAUGAUUGCUACAGAGGAAGAGUUGAAUGCAGCCAACAUACCACCUGAAAAUAGGGAUUAUUGUUCACAUCUCUUGAUUAAGUACUUUGCAUGCAGAGAGCAAAAGUUUCCUCUAACUUACUUCUGCAAAGACGAACGAAAUGCAUAUUCUCACUGUGAAUAUGAUGAGUAUGUUAUCAUUCCUUAA